This is a messenger RNA of Podarcis muralis (Common wall lizard), 6374 nucleotides long. RefSeq names its product par-3 family cell polarity regulator (gene PARD3). The record is from RefSeq and is a predicted model, not a curated record. Gene Ontology annotation, cellular component: cell cortex; apical plasma membrane; adherens junction. Lineage: Eukaryota; Metazoa; Chordata; Lepidosauria; Squamata; Lacertidae. Gene Ontology annotation, biological process: cell adhesion; intracellular protein localization; establishment or maintenance of epithelial cell apical/basal polarity. Gene Ontology annotation, molecular function: phosphatidylinositol binding; protein binding.
AAACAGUCAGGAAGUAGAGCAAAACUUUCAAAGUGGUGGGAAGGUGGAAAACAACCAGCUCUCCGAGAAAAGAACCUAGUGCGCCUGGCCGUGCAUCUGACCCCUUAACGGGGCUGGGUGGGGGGAGAGCCUUGGAGAGCGACUGGCGAAGAGCAAUGCCCUGCACGGCCUUCGCGGGGAGACAGCCCGGCCCUUCUCGUGUCGCAGGAGUGAGGCAAGCCGCCGCCUAGCUGCGCGCAGGAGGAGACGCCGAACAGGUGGCCAGAGGCAGCGGCUGGCGCGCCAGGAAGGGAGCGGGCGAGCAGCGAGUGAGCGAGCGAGCGAGGAGCGAGCAUGCCUGCUUAGCGCUGGCGGCAGUGGCAGCGGCGGCGCCCCGCUCCUCCUCCCCCCGCAGCAUGUGAACGGGCGCCCGCCCGGGCCUCCCCCUUCGCGCCGCCACGGGACUCCGCCGACUUGGUAGCUGCAGGCUCCGCCAGCCGCCCGCCCUCGGGCCGGGCUCCCGCUUGGCGCUGCUGGCCGGGCGCGGAAGCGGGGAAGCGCGAAGGGCCAGCCGAGCGGCGCUCGUCUCCCUCCGCGCUGCCGCCGAUCGCGGGCUGCGCGUAGCAGCAGCAGCAGCAGCGGGCUCCGGGAAGCGGCGGGCCGAGGAUCGGGGCCGGGAGCCGCGCUGGGCGGCAGGAUGAAAGUGACCGUGUGCUUCGGCCGGACCCGGGUGGUCGUGCCCUGCGGGGACGGCCAGAUGAAAGUUUUCAGUCUGAUCGAGCAAGCGGUGACCAGGUACAGGAAGGCGAUCGCCAAGGAUCCAAACUACUGGAUACAGGUGCAUCGUCUGGAACAUGGUGAUGGGGGAAUCCUUGACCGUGAUGACAUUCUCUGUGACGUCGCUGACGAUAAAGACAGACUUGUAGCUGUAUUCGAUGAGCAAGACCCACACCAUGGAGGAGAUGGCACCAGUGCCAGCUCCACUGGCACCCAGAGCCCCGAGAUCUUUGGCAGUGAACUGGGCACCACUGCUGUGUCAGCCUUCCAGCCUUACCAAGCAACAAGUGAAAUUGAGGUCACGCCUUCAGUCCUUCGCACAAAUAUGCCUCUUCAUGUACGCCGCAGUAGUGAUCCUGCGUUAGUUGGUCUCUCAACAUCAGUCAGUGAGAACAAUUUUACUGCAGAAGAGCCUUCACGGAAAAACCCCACCAGAUGGUCCACAACAGCAGGCUUCCUCAAGCAAAAUACAACUGGUGGCCCAAGGAGUCAUGAAAGAAAGAAAGAUGAAAAUUACAGAAGCCUCCCACGAGACACCAGUAGCUGGUCUACCCAGUUUCAGAGGGACAAUGCUCGCUCUUCACUAAGUGCCACCCACCCCAUGGUAGAUAAAUGGCUGGAGAGACAAGAACAGGAUGAAGAUGGAACAGAAGAGGAAAAUAGCAGAGUUGAACCAGUCGGGCAUGCAGAUGCUGGCCUGGAGAAUGCUGGCAACUAUUCUUUAGAUGAUAUGGUAAAGCUCGUUGAAGUCUCCAAUGACGGCGGCCCUUUGGGGAUCCAUGUAGUACCUUUCAGUGCCCGAGGCGGAAGAACUUUGGGAUUGUUAGUAAAGCGACUGGAGAAAGGUGGGAAAGCAGAACAAGAAAACCUCUUUCAUGAAAAUGACUGUAUUGUUAGAAUUAAUGAUGGGGACCUUCGCAAUAGAAGAUUUGAGCAAGCACAGCAUAUGUUCCGUCAAGCCAUGCGAACACCCAUUAUUUGGUUCCAUGUGGUUCCGGCAGCGAAGAAAGAGCAAUAUGAACAGUUAUCCCAAAGUGAGAAGAAUGCUCACUACUCCAGUCGGUUUAGCCCCGAUUCCCAAUAUAUGGACAAUAAGAGUGUUAAUCACACUGGACUUCACACAUUACAAAGAAUACCCCGAGUGAGCCAUCAAGCAGAUCAGACGGACUCUUACUCACAACUACCUCAUAGUGUGAAUUCAUCAGGAAAACCACCCCUAGGCCUGGCAUCAUCACCACAAAAUGUCCUCGCCUCCACUUCAAGCACUGGCUAUAAUACCAAAAAGAUAGGGAAGCGGCUCAAUAUACAGCUGAGGAAAGGUACAGAAGGCCUAGGAUUUAGCAUCACUUCUAGAGAUGUUCCAAUUGGCGGCUCAGCUCCAAUUUAUGUGAAAAACAUCCUACCAAGAGGUGCAGCUAUUCAAGAUGGAAGAUUAAAGGCUGGUGACCGACUCAUUGAGGUAAAUGGAGUUGAUUUAACAGGAAAAACCCAAGAAGAAGUUGUUUCCCUGCUGAGAAGCACCAGGAUGGGAGGGAGUGUAAGCCUUAUCAUUUUCCGCCAGGAAGAAGCAUUCCAUCCAAGAGAACUGAGUACUGAACACAGCCAGUCACAAAUUCCAAAGGAAACGAAAGCAGAAGAAGAAGAUCUUGUCCUUACCCCUGAUGGCACCAGGGAAUUCCUCACCUUUGAAGUUCCCCUUAAUGAUUCUGGAUCAGCUGGGCUUGGUGUUAGCGUGAAAGGUAACCGGUCAAAAGAGAACCACGCAGACCUGGGCAUCUUUGUCAAGUCCAUCAUUAAUGGUGGAGCAGCUUCUAAGGAUGGAAGACUCCGAGUGAAUGAUCAGCUAAUAGCAGUAAAUGGAGAAUCGUUAUUGGGCAAAACGAACCAAGAUGCCAUGGAAACCCUGCGAAGGUCCAUGUCCACAGAGGGAAACAAGCGUGGAAUGAUUCAGCUCAUUGUGGCAAGGCGAAUAAGCAAGUGCAAUGAGUUGGAAUCACCUGGGAGUCCACCAGGGCCAGAACUGCCUAUUGAAACAAUACUGGAUGACAGGGAGCGUAGGAUUUCCCAUUCACUGUACAGCGGGAUAGAGGGCCUCAGCGAAUCGCCCACCAGGAAUGCCGCCCUGAGUAGGAUAAUGGGUAAAUACCAGCUAUCUCCGACAGUCAACAUGCCGCAGGAUGACAUGGUCAUUAUAGAAGAUGAUAGAUUACCAGUACUACCUCCACAUCUCUCAGACCAAUCAUCUUCCAGUUCCCAUGAUGAUGUGGGCUUUGCAACAGUAGAUGGUGGAGCCUGGAGCAAACCAACAAUUAAUGAGUCAACAGAAUGCACUCUGAGUCCAGAUGUUGAUCCAGCGCUUGCCUUCCAGCGAGAGGGUUUUGGACGCCAGAGCAUGUCAGAAAAGCGCACUAAGCAAUUUUCAGAUGCCAGCCAGUUGGACUUUGUUAAAACACGGAAAUCCAAAAGCAUGGACUUAGUAGCUGACGAGACUAAGCUCAGUACAAUGGAUGACCAGAAAACAGGUUCUCCAACCAGAGAUGUAGGCCCCUCAUUAGGCCUGAAGAAAUCCAGUUCAUUAGAAAGUUUGCAGACAGCAGUCGCUGAGGUAACUUUGAAUGGUGACAUUCCCUUCCACCGUCCACGGCCGCGGAUAAUCAGAGGGCGAGGGUGCAAUGAGAGCUUCAGAGCUGCAAUUGACAAAUCGUAUGAUAAACCUGUUGCAGAUGAGGAUGAUGAAGGCAUGGAAACCUUGGAGGAAGAUACUGAGGAAAGCUCACGAUCGGGUAGAGAAUCUGUCUCUACAUCGAGUGACCAGCCAUCCCAUUCGCUGGAAAGACACAUGAAUGGCAGUCAAGAUAAAGGAGACCGGAAAAAAAUUGGGAAGGACAAGAAGAAAGAUCGAGAUAAAGAAAAGGAUAAAAUUAAAGCCAAGAAAGGAAUGCUCAAAGGCCUGGGGGACAUGUUCAGGUUUGGCAAACAUCGAAAAGAUGACAAGAUUGAGAAAAUAAAAGUGCAGGAAGCUGUUACUUCAGAAGAGGAGAGAAUACGAAUGAAGCAAGAACAGGAGAGAAUUCAAGCCAAGACUCGAGAGUUUCGUGAGAGACAAGCUCGGGAACGGGAUUAUGCCGAGAUCCAAGAAUUAAACAGGACUUUUGGAUGCGAUGGUGACUCAAUGUAUGCUGGAAUUGCUUCAUAUAAUUCCUCCAUAAAUAGUGGCACAAUGAACAAUAGACCACAGAGCCCUAGGGAAGGGCCCACGGUUGAAGCGUUAUAUGCCCAAGUAAAGAAAGCACGCAAUUCCAAGUCUUCACCUGCAGACAGUAACAGAUCAACUCCCAGCAAUCAUGAUCGGAUACAACGCCUAAGGCAAGAAUUUCAACAGGCAAAGCAAGAUGAAGAUGUGGAAGAUCGGAGGCGGACCUACAGUUUUGAACAACCAUGGCCAAGUUCAAAGUCAUACUCACAGAGUGGCAGGCAUUCUGUAUCGGUCGAGGUUCAGAUGCAGAAGCAGCGUCAAGAAGAAAGGGAGAGUUUCCAGCAAGCUCAGCGGCAAUACAGUUCAUUACCCAGGCAAAGCCGGAAAAAUGCAAGCUCUGUGUCUCAAGAUUCUUGGGAGCAGAACUAUCCUCCGGGCGAAGGUUUCCAAAGUGCAAAAGACAACCCGAGGUAUUCCAGCUAUCAGGGCUCCAGGAACGGCUACAUGGGAGGCCAUGGCUUCAACGCCCGGGUAAUGCUUGAAACUCAAGAGCUGUUGCGUCAAGAGCAGAGGCGGAAAGAGCAGCAGCUGAAAAAAAAGACAUCUUCUGAAGGGUCCAGCAACUAUGACUCCUAUAAGAAAGUUCAGGACCCAAAUUAUGCCACUCCCAAAGGUCCUUUCAGACAUGAUGUACCCCCUUCGCCAUCUCAGGUUGCCAGGCUAAGCAGAUUGCAAGCGCCAGAAAAGGGAAGACCAUUUUAUUCUUGAGUCGAAGAAAAAGGUCAACGUCCCAUGCAAUAAAGGAACAUUUUCAUAUGAAGAGACUUGUAUUGGGGGGCGGGGGGGCUUCUUCUUUUUACAAAAAGGAGGUACUAAGGAAUUCUUGUCUGCUUCAGUGCCUUUAGCAAUAUAGGCAAAGAAUCAGAGGGCCUUAUGUCUUUGCCAUUGUGUCUCAAGUGUUAUAUCAUGGAAGGAUUUUCCAUCAUUUGACAAUCAUACUCUAGGCAAGUGAUGUGUCUUAGUUAUCAAGUGUCCUAGCCCAGUUCUGUGCUAUCACUGUCUGCUUCACUACAUUUUGCUGUCAGGUGUUCAAUGCUUCAGUGAGGUCCGGUUCCAUACAUCAUUAAUUUGUUUUUAAUUAAAAGAUGCAUUGCCAUACCUUUGAUUAAGGGAAAGGGGUACGUAUCACUUGUAAGCAGUAAGGUUGAAUGUUCACUCAUGAUCUUUAGCCCUCAAUGUUUUACAGUUGAUAAAUAUUUAAAUGUCUGUCUGCUGAAAUGCUGUUUUUCUUUGACUUCACACGUUCACUCUUGAGUCCUAUCAGAAAGCUUUAUCCUCAUUCCUAAGCAAAAAAUGUUAUGUUCAUAUAUCCUGGGGACCUUGUUGCAUUUGUCUUAUACUUUAAUCAUAUAUAGGUUAUAUUAUCAGUGAAAACCUUGUAUUUAUAAGUUAACGUUGCCUAAUGAUAGUGGAGGGACAUUGCUGUUUCAUGAAGCAUGUAGAGUGGUGGAGAGAAAAAUAUCUCUCUCUGGUUUGGUUUAACAACUUUGAUGGGGAUUUUUAAUUAUUAUAUUCCAUUACAAAAAAUGAACCCCCCAAAUGAAUUAUAAAUUAAACAUUGCCCAGUUACUCCAUACAUCAUGAUAAUUUAAUUUGUCCUUAAUUUUUUUUGGGGGGGGGAUACAGGACAAAAUAAAUCAAAAAUCUAUUUUUGCAUUUAAAAUAGUUUUUUUAAAACCUGUUUUUUGACGAUUUGUAAAGCCUUGUGGACAAUUUGCGCUGUGCUUCCGUGUUACUAUAUUUUUACACCUCAGUAUCACGGUAAAGAUCAACCAUAAAUUGGAUAAUAAAAGAGAAUUGGGAGGGGACAUUGGUAUGCAUUGUCACGAAAAGGUGUUGGUGUCCAAAAAAUAAUGGAAACAAAAAGAUUGUUCCAGCAGAGUUAUUGUUAAUGUGUAUAUUGGGUAUAUGAAAUUUUCCUUUGCAACAGCUGGUUUUGUGUUUGACGCUCUUAACUUUGAUUGUGAAAGAGACAUGUGUACACACACAUAACUGGAUUGCUAAAGUGCCUGCAAAUCCUGAUGUGAAAGCUCAGCAUAUCAUGCAUAAAUGAACAAAAAGAAGUAUCAGUUAUUGCUUGUGUAUUGUUUGCCUUUUUUUAUAAAAGACAAAACCCAGUCCAUUUUACUUCUGCCUCAACCUUCUUUCAAGAAUAUAUGUGACAAUUCAGCACAUGCUAUAUCUUUAUGCCUGCUUGUUAUUAUUUUUUUGUUAAUAUACUCAAGUGUUAAAAAUUUGCUACUAAUGUAAGCACAAACAUUGAAUGACCAUGACUCUUUUACGCAGAGACUUUACAACACUGUGUAAAAUGGCACUCUCUGUAAAUACAGAAAUUUAGAAUAAAAAGACUGUUUUCAUCUUG